UCCUAAUUCAUCUCGUUUCCACCUCCUGAUGCGCUCACGGUCUGGUGCCCGGAGUCCGCAAAGCAAGAUCAGGAGUCAGAGCGUUCAGCUACCAAUGAGUCUUUGUAUUGUCUUUUGAGUAUCUUAUUUUAUUUUGUGUUAUUUCUAUUUGUACUCCACACACUCUCUUGUCUUCUCAGUUUGCUCUAACUCCAUCAUUUACAAUGUUGUUGUUUGUUUUUGUAAAGCCCACUGAGACACACUUGGUUUUGUGAUCUUGGGCGAUACAAAUAAAGUUUGAUUUGAAUUGAUUAGAUUUGAUUAGAUGUGCUCGUCCCCCUGCAGGUGCUGCUCCCCCCGGUGGUCUCCUGUGUGGAGGACUCCUUCUAUAAGAUCACCUCAGAGGCUCUGCUGGUGGUCCUGCAGCUGGUGAGAGUGAUGAGGCCUCAAGGACCCUCAGCAGGGGGGGGAUUCGACCCCAAACCCUUCGUCAGAGAGGUGUUUUCCGUGACCCUGAAGAGGCUGAAGGCCACAGACAUCGACCAGGAAGUGAAAGAGAGGGCUAUUUCCUGUAUGGGUCACAUGGUGUGUCACCUGGGCGACCACCUGGGGGCGGAGCUUCAAGGUGUUCUAGCCAUCUUCCUGGAGAGGUUGAAGAACGAGAUCACGAGACUGACCGCCGUCCGGACCCUCACCCUCAUCUCCGCCUCCCCCUUAAAGAUCGACCUGUCCUCCAUCCUGCCGGAGACGCUCUCAGUUUUGGGAUCUUUCCUCCGAAAGAACGAGCGAGUUCUGAAGCUCGGGACGCUGGCCUGUCUCACCUCGAUCAUCACGCAUCAGGCUGCAAACAUCAAACCUGCCGCGCUGGAACCGGUCCUGAGCGAGCUGCCGGGUCUGGUGGACGAGAGCGACAUUCACGUAUCACAGGUCUCCGUCUCCCUGCUCAGCGUCAUGGCUCGGUCCUGCCCCUCCUCUCUCAGUACGAUCAGCCUCUCGGUGCUGCCCUGCGUCUUCAGGCUGGUUCUCUCUCCUCUCCUGCAGGGGGCAGCGCUCUCCUCCAUCCUGGACCUCCUGCAGGCGCUGGUGCUGUCCAACAUCCUCUUCCUCCUCUCAGUCAGUUGCUGAAGUCUCUCACAGAUCCGUUCAACCUCCCCUCCUCCUCUUCCUCCUCUUCCUCCCCCCUGAUCCACAGACAGUCGUAUCUCUCUGUUUCUCGCUGUGUGGCGGCUCUCUCCUCCUCCUGCCCCAAAGAAACCCCCUCCACGGUGAAUGGACUCCUGCAG
Notothenia coriiceps (black rockcod) is the source of this 1262-nucleotide messenger RNA. Its product is annotated as cullin-associated NEDD8-dissociated protein 1-like. The transcript has 5 exons. The record is from RefSeq and is a predicted model, not a curated record. Lineage: Eukaryota; Metazoa; Chordata; Actinopteri; Perciformes; Nototheniidae. Bases 418 to 1104 code for a protein of 228 amino acids. Gene Ontology annotation, biological process: SCF complex assembly.